AAGAAGAAAAUAUAAACAUAACCAACUUCUAUCCAAGUCCUCAAAAAAAUCUAUGAUCUAUGAUUAUUUUGAAUUUCGAUUUUCUGUUCGAUUAGAAUGCGGAUUAAAAAUGAUAGAUUCCAGUGACGGUAUAGCAACGGUCUUAUCUACGUUAGAUGAGGAAACCUUAUUUGCAUUAGAGAAAACUAUAACACAAGGCUUUAAAAGAAGCAGUACCACUGAAGAGGCUAUUUAUAAUAUAAUUAAGUAUUCUAAAGACAUACUCAGUAUUUUAAGACGCAAAGCUGUUACCCGAGAAAUAUUAUUUAACUACCUCGAUGCUAUUAAUGUAAAGAUUCAGUUGCCAGUAACAAAAAAUGAACUUAUUGAUAAAAUUACUGAAAUAUGGAACAUACCUCAAAUAAAUACAUUUAAUUCAGAAUCUAAUGCACUGGCUAGUGUAGAUGCUCAACAAAACUAUUUAACGGAUAGUGUUGUAGAAAUGGCACAACAAUUUUCAACGUGGUUUUACACAAUGUUAAAUUCGGGUGAAUGUGGCAGUGAGCAUUUCUUUCCAGAUGCUAAGCUUACAGUAAACAUGUAUACCAAUGAAAAUUGUGAAACAAGAUCUGUGGAAGGCAACCCGGAAGAAAUUUCACAGUACUUAACAGAUCUGCAUAACCAAAAUAACUUUUAUUUUAAUCUUAAUGAAACUGAACAGGGGAUUCAAGGUAAAAUAGAUCCUCAUGGACUAGUGAUAAUAAUGGCCUGUGGAACAAUACAUACCGAAACAGUGUGCUGUGGAGUGUUUGAACAAAUGUUUGCUUUAGCAAGAGACCCUUUAAACGACAAUAACUGGAAAGUUAAAAGAACUGAAAUUAACUUACAAUCGCAAAAUCAAGUGCUCGGUACUCCUGAAAUUUGUUACGGCGAAUCAUCUAGUUCUGUAAUACUAGCGUUCCCACCAGAAUAAUUAUUUCAUGUUAAUGUAUAUAUUUUAUUGGUAAAAUACACCUGUAAACUAGACUAGUUUAAAAAUAAC
This is a messenger RNA of Sitophilus oryzae (rice weevil), 1021 nucleotides long. RefSeq lists its product as uncharacterized. The record is from RefSeq and is a predicted model, not a curated record. The transcript is spliced from 3 exons. Lineage: Eukaryota; Metazoa; Arthropoda; Insecta; Coleoptera; Curculionidae. The coding region runs from base 53 to 952 and encodes 299 amino acids.